Messenger RNA from Chaetura pelagica (chimney swift), 2884 nucleotides. RefSeq names its product dipeptidyl-peptidase 8 (gene DPP8). Gene Ontology annotation, molecular function: serine-type peptidase activity; dipeptidyl-peptidase activity. The record is from RefSeq and is a predicted model, not a curated record. Gene Ontology annotation, biological process: proteolysis. Lineage: Eukaryota; Metazoa; Chordata; Aves; Apodiformes; Apodidae. The transcript has 19 exons. Bases 6 to 2660 code for a protein of 884 amino acids.
GCAACAUGGCAGCAGCCAUGGAAACUGAACAGCCGGGCCUUGAAAUCUUUGAAACUGCAGGCCCUGAGGAGCAGGUCCAGAGGGAGGAGCAGUCAAAGCUGGAACCUUUCUAUGUGGAGAGACACUCCUGGAGCCAGCUCCGGAAACUGCUCACGGAUACACGGAAGUAUCAUGGGUACAUGAUGGCAAAAGCCCCUCACGACUUCACCUUUGUCAAGAAAAAUGAUCCUGAAGGACCUCAUUCUGAUAGGAUCUACUAUCUGGCCAUGUCUGGGGAGAACAGGGAGAACACGCUCUUCUACUCUGAAAUUCCCAAAACCAUCAACAAAGCUGCUGUCUUGUUGCUUUCCUGGAAGCCUCUUUUGGAUCUCUUUCCGGCUGUCCUGGACUAUGGGAUGUACUCUCGUGAGGAAGAGCUGCUGCGGGAGAGGAAGCGGAUCGGCACUGUCGGGAUCGCCUCCUACGAUUACCACCGGGAAAGCGGCACCUUUCUGUUCCAGGCUGGGAGUGGGAUUUAUCACGUGAAAGAUGGAGGCCCUCAUGGAUUCACUCAACAGCCUUUAAGACCCACUCUGGUAGAGACCAGUUGUCCAAAUAUCCGGAUGGAUCCCAAGCUUUGUCCAGCUGAUCCAAAUUGGAUUGCAUUUAUCCAUAGCAAUGACAUCUGGAUAGCUAAUAUAGAAACCAGAGAAGAAAGGAGGCUAACAUUUGUGCACAAUGAACUGGCAAAUGUUGAGGAGGAUCCAAAAUCUGCUGGGGUGGCUACUUUCGUGUUGCAGGAGGAGUUUGACAGGUACACUGGCUACUGGUGGAGCCCAAAGGCACAGCCAAGUAAGUCACUGAAUGGGGAUAAAAUUCUUCGAAUUCUUUAUGAAGAAAAUGAUGAGUCAGAGGUGGAAAUUAUUCAUGUAACGUCACCCAUGCUGGAGACAAGAAGAACAGAUUCCUUCCGGUACCCCAAAACUGGUACAGCAAAUCCCAAGGUCACUUUCAAGAUGUCUGAAGUGACAAUCAAUGCAGAAGGCAGAAUUGCAGAUGUUGUGGAUAAAGAGCUAGUUCAGCCCUUCGAGAUCCUCUUUGAAGGAGUAGAGUACAUUGCUAGAGCUGGGUGGACGCCAGAAGGAAAAUACAUCUGGGCCAUCCUACUGGAUCGUUCCCAAACUCGACUUCAGAUAGUCCUGAUCCCUCCUGCAUUAUUCAUCCCCACAGAAGAUGAUGCAAUGGAAAGACAGAAACUUAUCGAUGCAGUGCCAGAUUCUGUUACACCUUUCAUUAUUUAUGAAGAAACAACAGACAUCUGGAUAAAUAUCCAUGAUAUCUUCUAUGUUUUCCCUCAAACCCAUGAAGAUGAGAUAGAGUUCAUUUUUGCCUCCGAGUGUAAAACAGGAUUCCGACACCUGUACAAAAUCAUCUCUGUUUUGAAGGAGAGCAAGUAUAAGAGGUCGUGUGGAGGCCUCCCUGCUCCAAGUGACUUCAAGUGCCCCAUCAAAGAGGAGACAGCAAUUACCAGUGGGGAAUGGGAAGUGCUUGGCAGGCAUGGAUCCAAUAUCUAUGUUGACGAAGGCAAAAAACUGGUAUAUUUUCAAGGCACAAAAGACUCACCUUUAGAGCAUCACUUGUAUGUUGUGAGCUACGAGGCUCCUGGGGAGGUGAAGCGGCUGACGGAGCGCGGUUACUCUCACGCCUGCUGUGUCAGCAAGGAUUGUGACAUGUUCAUCAGCAAAUACAGUAAUCAGAAGAACCCACACUGUGUGUCACUGUACAGGCUGACAGGACCUGAAGAUGAUGCAGCUCACAGGACAAAGGAAUUCUGGGCUACCAUUUUAGAUUCAGCAGGUCCUCUUCCUGAUUACAUUCCCCCAGAAGUGUUCUCCUUUGAGAGCUCCACUGGAUUUACACUCUAUGGCAUGAUGUACAAACCUCACAAUCUGCAACCUGGAAAGAAGUACCCCACUGUGCUCUUCAUCUAUGGAGGUCCUCAGGUGCAGUUAGUGAACAACCGGUUUAAAGGAAUCAAGUAUUUCCGCUUGAACACUUUGGCCUCUUUGGGCUACGUUGUUGUUGUCAUUGACAACAGGGGAUCCUGCCACCGAGGGCUGAAGUUUGAAGGAGCCUUUAAAUACAAAAUGGGACAAAUAGAAAUUGAUGACCAAGUGGAAGGGCUGCAGUAUUUAGCAUCCCAGUAUGACUUUAUUGAUUUGGACCGUGUUGGCAUUCAUGGCUGGUCCUAUGGAGGAUACCUCUCUCUUAUGGCUUUAAUGCAGAGGUCAGAUAUCUUCAGGGUCGCCAUCGCCGGAGCGCCCGUCACGCUGUGGAUUUUCUAUGACACUGGUUACACGGAGCGCUACAUGGGCCACCCGGACCACAACGAGCAGGGCUAUUACCUGGGCUCAGUGGCCAUGCAGGCUGAGAAGUUUCCUUCUGAACCAAACCGUCUGCUGCUGCUGCAUGGAUUCUUGGAUGAGAAUGUUCACUUUGCACACACUAGUAUUUUGCUCAGCUUUUUAGUGAGAGCUGGGAAACCGUAUGACUUACAGAUCUAUCCUCAGGAGAGACACAGUAUAAGGGUACCUGAGUCAGGAGAGCACUAUGAACUCCACCUCCUGUAUUAUCUGCAAGAGAACCUGGGCUCUCAUAUUGCUGCCCUGAAGGCAAUGUGACUGACCUCUGCAGACCUCUGCUCCACUGGCUGCUUCACCAAACAAGGAGAUGUAGGAAACUAGAGAAAUAUGAUGGAACGUUGCAUUUUGGUGCCUGCCACAUGUGCACAUACACACACGGAGACACUUUUUUAAAAGUAAAUUUGGUGCCAUACAGGAAAUUAAAAUAUGGUGACCUGAUAACUUUAAAGCUUAAGAUGUAAAUAAAAUCAAAUGUCUGUGGU